Molecule: messenger RNA, 426 nt
Organism: Cicer arietinum (chickpea)
Lineage: Eukaryota; Viridiplantae; Streptophyta; Magnoliopsida; Fabales; Fabaceae
Source: RefSeq, a predicted model, not a curated record
CCUUCUUUGAGUUUCUAGAACUUGCUAAGUUUCUUUAUCUCUCUCUCUCUACCAAUCUGCCACCUCUGUUCCUUCUUAAAUGCCCUUAUAUCAUUCCAAACAAACUUUCUUUCUCUUUCCACAAAUUAAAAUUCAAACACAAACUCAAACACCCUUUAUCAUAAAAAAUUCAACUUUGUUUCUACUUAUUUCAAUAUGCUGCAAUUGUUCUUCACAGUGGCUUUUUCUGUUGUUCCUUUAACCCUUUAUAUUCCACCAAUAAGAAGCUUGAAUCUUUUUGUAGAAACCUUUGAAUCUAUGGUUAGGGAAUCAACAAUACACAGCAGUAGAAUUUACCCUCGUUUAAGGGUAGCUUGGUCUAGGAUUUUGAAUUGCUUACUUUGCAACAACACAAGGUAGAUUUCAGAUUUUCAAUGUUUAUUUUGA